AUGUUUUUGCUGCGCAGGUUACUCGCCCCUUUAUGCGUAAUAAUCGUAAGUGUGAGGCACCAGCACGCGAGGGUCUGCUCGAAGAAGUUUGCAGCGAUCAGAUUUGCGGGGAACAGAUUCGCGGCGAACGUGCUGAGCAGCGGCGCACGUGUAGCAGAGCCACCCCGGGGGAGGACGGCUCUGAAGAGGGACACGACAAGGAAAAAUGGCCCCCUCAACAGCGACAAGAAGGAAAAUGCGACAUCACAACAUGGCUACUACUUCGCUAAGGAGAAAAACAAAAUAGCAAAAAAAAAAAAAAAAAAAUUCUCCCUGAAUUAUUCUAGAAACUCUGAAGCAGCAGCAAGGGGGACAAGAAGAAAAACGCACUACCCCCACCUUUUUAUAUCCCCCUCGUCCACAUCAUUAAACGAGAUUACUGAAAGUGUGAAGGCUCUCUUCAACUUAGAUUACAUAGAAAAUAGCUACCUCUAUUCUUACAUCAAAUCGUUUAAAAGGACCCCCCCCUUAACCAAACUUUACCUCCUAUGCACCUUCCUCCUGAGCAUAUGCAUGCAUGCAAAUAAAAAUAUAUACAAAUUGAUUGUCUUCGAUUUUGGCAAAGUAUUCUACCAGGGUCAAGUGUGGAGACUAAUUACUCCCUAUUUUUAUAUAGGUAAUUUAUACCUGCAAUAUUUUCUCAUGUUUAAUUAUCUACACAUCUACAUGUCUUCCGUCGAAAUUGCACACUACAAGAAUCCAGAGGAUUUGCUAACAUUCCUCACAUUUGGCUACCUGUCUAAUCUUCUUUUUACGAUAAUCGGAAGUAUGUACAAUGAGAACGUAUUGAACUUUCAACGGUAUGUGAAUAAACUUAGGAGAGUUAUUUUACUAGGCGGGAAGAAGAGUACUUCUACAAAGGCGGACACAGAUGUGCGUAUAACAAAAGAGCAGUACAAUCACCUCGGUUAUGUUUUCUCCACGUAUAUACUCUACUACUGGAGUCGGAUCAACGAAGGUACCCUCAUUAAUUGCUUCGAGCUGUUCCUCAUCAAAGCUGAGUAUGUCCCUUUUUUUUUUAUCGUACAGAAUGUUUUGCUAUACAAUGAAUUUUCUCUCUUCGAAGUUGCCUCCAUUUUGGCUAGCUACUUUUUCUUCACCUAUGAGAAGAACUUGCAGUUGAAUUUCGUUCGGCGCUUCAACCUCGCCCUGCUCAAGGCCCUGCGCCUCUACCCCAUGUACGAGGCCUACAGGGAGGAGUACGAGUAG
Molecule: messenger RNA, 1248 nt
Organism: Plasmodium inui San Antonio 1
Lineage: Eukaryota; Apicomplexa; Aconoidasida; Haemosporida; Plasmodiidae
Exons: 1
Coding region: 1-1248 (415 amino acids)
Biological process (GO): endoplasmic reticulum unfolded protein response
Cellular component (GO): Hrd1p ubiquitin ligase ERAD-L complex; endoplasmic reticulum membrane
Molecular function (GO): ubiquitin-specific protease binding; misfolded protein binding
Source: RefSeq, a predicted model, not a curated record